AUGCCUACAACAUUGCAGUUCGCCAUUUUCUGCCAUGCACUGGCUUUUUUGUUACCACGAUUCGCCUUUACCUCUAAAAUUAUUGAUGAAUGGGGGAACAACACAAUCAAAGAGGUAGUACAUCAUCCACUGGGGUGGAUCAAACUCGGGAGACCUACUCCAGACCAUCUAAUAGCCUUGCAAAUCGGUCUUCCUCAACACAACUUCCCAAAAUUGGAGAAACGUUUAUACGAGGUAAGCGACCCAAAGCAUAGCGAUUAUGGUCAGCAUCUGUCAAGGCAGGAAGUCGAGGCGUUAGUCUCUCCUCAUCCCAGAAGCCUCAGUGCAGUUUCCCGAUGGUUGAAAUCUUUCAAUGUCGAAGAUCAAGACAUCACAUACUCUCCUGCAAAAGAUUGGAUCAAAGUCACCUUACCGGUGCAAACUGUGGAGGAAAUGCUGGACACGACCUACCACGUAUGGGAGCACGUAGCCAGCGGAGAUAAGCUGGUACGGACUACGAGCUACAAGAUACCUGCGCAACUUGAAGCCCAUGUCGACGUCAUCCAGCCAACAACUACGUUUGGUGGAUUACAAUCCCGGAGAUCGACAAUAUUCGCCGUCGAUGAUGCACCUAGAGUGUCAUCGGAAGAAAGUACGCAAAUAGUUGCCGAUGUGGCAUCGAAUAUCACUGUCGACGCCAGCUGUAACCACACUAUAACCAUUCCGUGUCUCCUCAAGCUUUAUAACGCCGAUAGAUAUGUUCCUUCACAUAAUUUGAACAACUCGAUUGCGGUCGCUGGUUACCUAGAAGAAUUUGCGAACUUGAUGGACCUACAAUCAUUUUAUGCUGAGCAACGUCCUGAAGCUCUCAACUCAUCUUUCACAUUUAUUUCUGUAGCUGGAGGACUCAACGACCAAACUUCAUGGAAAGCAGGCUCUGAGUCCAAUCUCGACGUUCAAUUCGCUUUUGGGAUUUCAUACCCCAUUCCAGCCACAUUUUAUUCAACUGCUGGGAGACCUCCUUUCCUCGCUGACGCCAAAACCACGAUCAAUACCAAUGAACCAUAUGGCGACUGGCUUGAUUUUGUUCUGAAACAAGAUAAUCUCCCGUUGACUAUAUCCACUAGUUAUGGAGAUGAUGAACAAACAGUUCCCGAGAGUUAUGCCAGACGGAUCUGUGCCCAAUUUGCUCAGUUGGGUGCGCGCGGUGUGUCGUUGUUGUUCUCUUCAGGGGACACUGGGGUAGGGGAUGGGGUUUGGAACCCCCAUAGUACUUCCACAUGUAUCUCAAACGACGGCAAAAACACAACCAAAUUUUUGCCCUCGUUCCCAGCGAGCGUUACAGCUGUUGGAGGCACGUCAUACAUUCCCGAAGUUGCUGUAUCUACCUGGUACUCUGGUGGUGGCUUCAGUGAUUAUUUUGAGAGACCACCGUACCAAGACGAAGUCGUCUCAAAAUAUCUAUCGAGUCUCCCGAAUGGAACAUAUCAGGGGCUUUAUAAUCCGAAAGGACGGGCAUAUCCCGAUGUUUCUGCUCAAUCAGAUAAUUUUCGCUCGUUUCAAUUUGGACGUCCACAUAUGAUUGGAGGCACCUCUGCAGCUACACCAGUAGUCGCCGGAAUCGUAGCGAUGCUGAAUGACGCUCGCCUGGGGGCUGGGCUGAGUCCCUUAGGGUUUUUAAAUCCUAUGAUAUAUUCUCGCGGUGCAGCUGGAUUCAAUGAUAUUACGGUUGGGCAUAACUCUGGAUGUUUGACAUCUGGGUUUAAUGCUACUGAGGGCUGGGAUCCAGUUACUGGUUUCGGUACACCCAACUUCGAAAAACUCAAGGAUAUUGUAACUUCAUUCUGA
Psilocybe cubensis is the source of this 1827-nucleotide messenger RNA. RefSeq lists its product as uncharacterized. The transcript is spliced from 13 exons. The record is from RefSeq and is a predicted model, not a curated record. Gene Ontology annotation, molecular function: tripeptidyl-peptidase activity; serine-type endopeptidase activity. The coding region runs from base 1 to 1827 and encodes 608 amino acids. Gene Ontology annotation, biological process: proteolysis. NCBI's taxonomy places the organism in Eukaryota, Fungi, Basidiomycota, Agaricomycetes, Agaricales, Agrocybaceae.